AUGUCAGGACACGGCUGUGAUCAUUGCCGAUUGUUGGGUAACGUGACGCGACCGGUUCGUCGGGGGCCGCAAAACGGCCCGGUUGGCCGCAGGCCAAACGCAGGAAAGAAGGACGACGCGAAGCGUCGACCAGCUGACCCAAUGUGCCCGGACAAGGAUGACCUCGAACCGCUGGAUGAGGCUCUAUCGAAUAAUAUUAGGGCUUCCAGGAUAGAAAGGGAUCUAGAGGGAGUGACCACUGUCCUUUUGGUUCCGGCACGUCCCGGAAAGUCCAUACCUCCAGUUGGAAUAUUGACAAAAACGGCACGGACGUUCGUACAGGAUGGAGCAAGCACCGAAUUCGCCACUCAAGUUCUUGGUACGACUUUAGACAACGGUCGUCUCUACGCAAGAAUUCUGUCUACGUCCAGCAGAGUAUUCUAUGAUAAAGAGCCAACGCCAGAUUCAUCAAGUCCCUACGUCGUUUAUCCCUCGAGAGCGCCUGAAAGCGAUUGGCGAUUUAAGGUUGCCCUCGAUAAUGCGCCAAUUAAGGCAAUCGAGGGAAUAAAAGUGCCAAAUGGCGAUAACGAGGAAUCGAGCGAUUUUGAGAGGCAGAGAGAAGCCGCUAGUACCAUGAAAUUGGACGAGUUAUCCAAAGAGAACGAUAUAUUCAACAAGAGAGAUCUAAAUGGGGAUACACAGAGAUUCAAACCGGCAAAAGUACGAACGGCCGACGAUUUGCCCACUUAUACUGUUAAACAGGAGUACGUGACGAGCAGCUUCGAUUCGUUCGACGAUGAGUCUAAGAGUUUCAGGCCGCGAGUGCCGAAAAUUUUUAAACCGCAAGCUCCGAAAAGUCCGCCGCAAAGAAAGGUGGACACGAGAGCCUUUGCCACGGUGACUUAUCAUGGUUUCGCAGACUUCACGACCACGGUCGGCGACACCGUCAUCGUCUUCUCGCCAAGCACGUCACCAGCGCCGGUGGGACGUCCUGCUACUACGAUCAAAGGUGAUGCCACGCUUCGUCCGGAUGAUGGCGUGGCGGUGCUGAAAAUUCAUCCUACGACUGUGAUGGAACAUACAAAAACCGAUCGACCUUACGAAGAAAAUCGAAAGCAUACUUCGGACGAUCAGUUGUUGAGCGCAAUCAAUCGCGGUAACAUUCAACCAAGUGUCACCGAAGAGAUUGAAACCGAAUCAUCGACCAUGUCUACGGAGCCGUUAUUAUUGGUGCCCGAUGUCGAAACAGGAUCAUUGAAGCCAACGGGUCUUUUAAAAGUUAUCGACUCUACUACUUCGUUAGAUGGAACUACGACUCAUUACAAGAGUCAUAUUUAUGGCACGUACAUUGGUACAAAUUAUGCGCAAAUUAUUCACACAUCUUCAAACGUAUAUUUCUUCCCGGAUGAAGCUACUGUAACAUAUGAAGCUGAUGAUACUACGAUGGACUACGGUACAACUGGAACAGAGUCUGACGAGCAAGAUACCACUGUCAAUGCACUACCUUCAACUACACCGACGACCAACGAAGAAACACCGUUCGAAAUGAACGAACUAACCACUCCACUGAGAGGUACAACAGAUAAUGUUUUAACGACGUUGAAAGAUAUUUUAGAAAGUGCGAGAAAAGUGCUAGGGACGACCGAAUCGGUACGACCGAUUUUUGAUUAUGAACUUCCCAAUGAUAUCGUAUCAGGAGAUCCUCAGGGUCGUAGUAUUAAAGGCGGCUCUCCUCAGAAUGAUCAUCAAUCCGACAAACACAAGCCGCAUGGGUUUAAAUUGGAUAAUGUAGAAGAGAAAAUGACAUUAGCUACAAAACUACUACCGUCUACUGUCUACAAGACAUUCACAUAUUUCACGACUUUCUUUAUUCCAGACAACGAUCAGACCACUACUUCGAUACGCUCUCGAGAAGUAGUUUCUUCCGAGGUAACCUUCUUGACGGAAUUAGUUCGACCUACCUCAACCGAUAGUUCGAUUCAAUCCACUUCUUUACCAGGCACAAAAACACCAAAUUUACCUGGCGAAAUCGAAGAAGAGCAGACUACUAAACAAGACGAGGAAAUAGAACUCAUUUUUAAAACUUUGUAUACGACAUAUACGUAUCUAACGACAUUUUUCCAAGAAAAUACAUCAAGCGUAUCUAGUCGACAAGUCGUUGAUACUAACAUUAUUACGCAGACUAUUGGACCAAACGGCGCUUCCGCAAUUGUCGGUUUCUUUGACAAGAAUGAGUCCGUUUUGAUAUCACCGACAACAAUAUCGCAGAACAUUUUCCCUUCUAUAACAAAUCCUCAAACUCCUGAGGAAUUUAAUAGAGAGACAGAGCCGACUUAUCAAGUGUCUGAUGAAACGACAGACGAAAGUUUAACUACUUUCCAACAGCAAGAUACUACUAUACAAGAAAACAUUCCAACGGAAUCUAUCACAACCGUUGAUGAUUUUGAAACGUCAGAUGAAUGGAUCACUGAUUUAGAACCAAGCCCUACCCCGGCUAUAGCGAGUCAAGCAGCAAAAGAACAAGUGAAAACAUAUUAUACGACUUACACGUAUUUUACCACUAUCUUUGUGGAUGAUGAAACAGAAAUCGAGACACGAACUGAAGUCUUUACUAAUGUCGUCACAGAAACUAUUACGCCCACAAACGUUCAAUCAGUUCCACAACAAACGAUUCAACCGGCAACGCCAAAAUCUGAAUCUGCCGAGAAUAAGCCUGCAGUUCCUCCGGAGAUCUUAGCAUAUCUAGAGGCUCUUCAACAUCAAAAGUCUCAAGAAGAAGCACUUUUAUUGGCAAAGAAAGUUCAGCAAGCCAAUAUUGAUGAAGCAACGCACGCCGAUGAGACCACAACUCUGACCGAAAAUAAUACCGAAUUAACUACAGAAUCACUUAUUACCAUGGAAGAUCGAGCCACCACCGAGCGUCUAUCUAGUAAUUUCCAAAUAGUCGCUCAAGUAACACCUAAUCCUCCGACUGAUGUGGAAAUUCUGGGCUCUAUGGUUACGGAUGUUGUGUCAUCUUCCAGCUCCGGUGGCGGUACCGUUCUGGAUGUGAUGGAUAAGAGAAAUGCUGUUCCUGAAGAUCAAGAGCUGUCAGAGUCCAAUAACCACGAGGUAGAACCGGCUCCGACGUUGCUUCUACAGACUAGUUAUACGACCUUCACGUAUUUUACAACAAUGUACAAAGGCGAUCAGACGAAUGUUGCCAGCCGUCUAGAAACAGUUACGAAUAUCGUCACGGAGACUUUAAGGCCAUCCCUCGCGUUGCCGGUUCCGACCAGCACAUUGCCAGUAACGUACUUUACAACCUUUACUUACUGGACAACAUUCUACAAGGAUGGCGAUACCAUAACUACUAGUCGUGAAGAAACAAUUAGCAACGUUGCUACACCGGGAGUUUCGCCUACGCCCACGGUGGAACUUGGUGUAGUAAUGACAUACACGCCAACCGUGAAUCCACUUCUGGAGGAGGAUUCUCUCGUUAACGAACAAGAAUCCAAAGUCACGGCGGAUAAUGAAGUUACACCUUUAAGCAACGCUGCUCCGCAAAAAUCAAUUAUCGAAAACACGAACGUACUAUCUAAAGAAAUUACAACUACUCCUGACGAUAAGAACGCCGUGAAUACUUCAUCGAUUUCGCCCGAUCCUACGACCUUUUAUACUACAUUCACUUAUUUCACUACGUCCUACGUCGGAAACCAGACAAUUUUAAAUAGCAGGCUGGAGACGGUAACCAGUGUAUCAACGCCAGAUAUUACGACGCAACAAGCGACAGGUCGCGCGAUUAAUGGUCCUGUAUAUCCAUCGAUUCAAACAUUAAACACCGAUGAGAAAACAACCGUGGCACCUUCCAAAGUAUCUGAUAAUCUGAAAACGGGUUUGAUUUCGACUAUACGUUCGAGUGAAGUGCAUGAAGAUACUACGACUCAUUAUACGACGGAUGUGUACGGUACUUAUGUGGAUGGAUAUUACGCACGAGUGGUAAAGAGUUCGACGAGUAUAGAAACACCGUCCUUAUCUUCCUCAUCGAUAGCUACGCCAGUUCUUCCUACGGGCGUUUUAUCUUUGAAUAAAGGAAGCGUAGUAGAUGCCGACGAAGUUACUACCGUUUACUUUACGACUAAACAGAUAGGCACGCUUUUCGAAGGAACUUAUGCCAAAGUAAUCGAAAGCACAUCGACCACCAAGAUAGACGAAGAAAAAAAGGCAAGUAUUCCGCCAACUCAAGGUCAUCGAACCGGCUUGGUACGUCUGAUUCAGGGUCAAAUUGAGAAUAAUGGAACCACUACGUUCUAUCAAUCGAAAGUUAUUGGCACUAGUAUCGAGGGUAGAUAUGCCCAAAUUAUCGAAAGCACUUCCAGCUUCUUUGCAUCGAGUCCUACGACAAAUAUUUCACCGACUUCUACUCUACCUCCGAGCCAAUCGACGGGAAUUCCAGAAGUCUCGCCUUCUCCCGCCGUUAUCCAAUCUUCCCUUUCAGAAGAUUCUACAACAGAAUCUCCCGAUCACGACGAAGACUCUGACCAGAAUGAAGAAGAUGAUGAGGAUGAGGAAGAAGACGAAGAUGGACAAAGUUCUAAAAAGAAAUCACGGUUAACGUUCUCGACUAGGAAGAGAACAUUCACGCCAGUGAUCAGACCGUUUGCCUCCAGAAACAGACCAACGUUUAAUCCGAAACGUAAAGGCGCACAAGCUGCCACAACUAUCACCAGAACAGAUAUAACGCCCACGAUAACCGCGACUUUAGCCGGCAAAAGUAACCGAUUCGUUUCAUCACGAAGUCGAGUCACUUCGCCCAUCGGACCAUAUUCUUCAACGUUGUCUCCAUCAGGUUCUAGACGAUUUUCUGGCAGACGGGGAAGCAUCGCUACUUCAAGCUCGGCAUUCCCAGCGAGCAGUACUCGCGCAAGAGGACAAACCAGAAUAACUCCGUCGUCCGUGUUUCAAAGCAAUAGGCGCGGACCAACGUCAAUAAGAGGAUCUUCUUCUAAACCUGCAAUUCGCGUUUCAAGUUCUGCGUUUCCCAGCGCUUCCUCGAGAUAUCGACCUGGUAUUCGACCAUCAUCGACAUUAUUGAGAGGACAACCUACGGUUAAGCACGAUGAUCAAGAGAACGAUGCUAAUGAAUUCACUACAACUACGAUAUUGACGGAUGAGACGUCAUUCACAGAAUAUUUGGAAGGCGAAACUGUUACAACUCCUUUGCAGACUACGACAGAAUCAUCCAGAAGAUCUACAAAUCCGCUCUUACGAUUCCGCAGGCCUAUUAAUUUAAAUAAUAGAUCAGGAAUCACUACUCGAUCACCGCCGACUACAACACCAAGACGAUCGGGAAAUUUAAAUAGACCGAGCGCGCCAACUAUUCCCAGAGUAACAAAUGGACGAACAAAUACCCGAGCUACUCCUCCAGUAUCUACGAGAAGUCGACCAAGUAAUACAGGUCUAUUUCCUCCACGUGGAUUUCUUGGCAGAAAGCAAGAGUCAGCCACUGAAGAGCCCAACGAAGAACCCAACGAAAAUGAGGACGAAGGAAUUGAAGACGAACAACCCGUUGAAGAAAUAUCAGAUAACGAUUAUGAAGGAUCAGAACACGAAGACAGAAGAUCGAAUACAAAUGUGAAUCGUCGUUCUGGAAAAUCUGUUGGUUCCGUCGUACAAAUCAGACCUUUUGGAGCUAGAACGAGAAGAGUUCGUCGUCAGGCUAGUCAAUUGAAAGCAUAUCGUUUCCAUAGGCCCAUUCAAUCAUUAUCCACAAAGGAUGAAGAUAAAUCUGAUUUAUUAGAUACCUUAGGGAGUAAAGAUGACAUUGUAAAAAUAGCAUCAAAACCUAGCGCUCGAUAUAAUAAUCGAGCGCGAAGUUUGAUGACAUCGCAAUCACAACUAAAAACAUUUAAUAAUCCGGAUCAAUCAGCGGAAACAACGGAGUUUGUAAAUCAGCAGAAUAAACCUAAAACCAGAUCAAAUCAAUCUACUAGUGGAAAUAGAAACGGAUCUGUCAGAAUAAAACCGUCAUCGACCUCGAGCAAUGGAAGACAAUUUACAUUAAGAGAAAAAGAUAAUGUUUCGAACAGAUCGGAUUAUAAGAGACCAACUUCAAGAACAAGCAGCAGAUCAAGCAAUAAGACAACUCAGAACGGAAGAGUAAGACCACCGAGAUUACGAAACGGAUCUUCCAAACCUUCAACCGGAUCUUCUAAUUCUCGAAGAGUACCACCCUCUCGUGGAUCCUCAAGAUCAACGAAUGGAAGAAACGGAAACAACAGAAGAGGCCCUACAAGAGGCAGAGGAUCUUACGAGGACAUCCGAGAAGCGCCGACCGUACAUCCAAAUUUUGACGGCACGAUAACCGUAACACAUUAUGUACCAAAAGAAGUAACGAUUCCUGUAGUAAAUAAUGGCGUUACAGAACAUCGUAAUAUCAUAACCCAGCAACCUAGUACCGAAAUUCUCAGACCCUCACAAUAUAGCACGGUGACAGCUGGAGAUGGCAAGUCGCUCGUAGUAAUCGUUAGUGAAAUUACGGGCACCAACGUUCAAGGCCAGACCGAGGUUACACGAUUUUUGCUUCACGAGACACCCACUACACGUAUCUCGCACACACUUUCGAGCCUCGGUGGUCGUCGCGUGUCUCAAUCGGUUAUCGUACCCACGACAGUAUAUUCUGUGGAGAACAUAGUUUCUACGGUACAGCCGUCCUUGUCCGGCAACGCUCCCCUCGCUAAUAUUCUUCUCUCGCAAUUGCUAUUGGGUCAAUUAGGUCCGAAUCCCCUAUUACAAUCUCAAGCUACACCUACCACACAAUAUAAUACACGCACUACUUCCUACGUCACUACAAUAACAAAACAUCAAAGCACUGUCAUUCCCCUAACCUUCCGCGGAAAAGAGAUCCUGACGACUUUAGUCGAUUCUUCGACCGACAUUGUCACCGCAACAGAAUUCAUAACGGACACCGUUGUAGUAACUCCAACUGCUGCGAUACCAGCGGCCAACAUAAAUUCUCUCUUGCUGCUGCUUCAACAACCGCAAUCUCAGCAAAAUUCCAAUCCGUUGCUGGAUCCUCUGUUCGCGCCUCCUCCGUUUACGCAGAGCAACACUCUACCAGGUGAAGUCGAGAGAAGACAUCAGCCGGCCGAUUCUGACUACAGACACGACAGUUACGAAUAUUCCGAGGAGGAGAACGAAGAAAAAUUGGAAAAUUAUCAGAAAUCAUCUAGAGGCGGACGUGGCAAAUCGAACGAUAAAAAGAAGGCCUCUGCGGCUUCCAACAAAGCCGAAUCCAGCGUAGUGACACUCUAUGUUUCCGGCCGCAGACCCGGAGAGUUCAGCACUGUUCUAAGCACUGUAAAAGUCGGUGAUUCCGUUACCGCAUCCAGGAGACGAAGAGACACCUUGCAGGAAGCUGUCGAGGUCCGACCUUCGGUAUCGCCGUCAUUGCACGCCGGACCGGCCGUCGCCAUUUUAGCGGGAAGCGAAGAUCCCAUCGACGUACACGCACCGACACAAAGUCUCGAGAGCGUAGUGGGUGACGUCGGACGGCAUAUUUCCACAUCCAUCUAUACCUAAUCUUGUCCCCUCCGCCAAAAAAGUCUCCUUCUGCUCCUCACCUCCUUCCCUUUCACUCUUAUAUCAUAAUUAUCCAUAAUUUUAUCGAAAUCCACUUAGAAUUGCCCGAAGCUAACGGCCUUCCCUAAAAUCUCCAUCCAUUCGGAGAGCGUUAGUUUAGCUUUCUUCGGGCACGUCGCAGUGGACAAAAAACGAGUAACUUUGAUGAAAAUCGAGGUUGCUAAAUAAUGUAAUAUAGAUAAUAACCGUAACUGCCAAGAUCUUUUCUCUUGAAGCAACAAGGGAAGAAUCAUAUAAUUGGCAGUUUCGAAAAGGGAACUAUCCGUGAGGAUGGUUACCUCGUGUGUCCGUUUUGCAACUUGUUCUCUCCCAAAUCUCUCCUCUCUUGAAUCUCUUCCUUCUAAAAAUUUCCCCUUCGAGCAUCGUCCCCAUUUUUCCCCUACUAACACAACCUUGAUCUGCCGCCGCACGCGCGCCCACACGACAAAGUCGGACAUGAUACUCUCUUCCAUCGACAACAUUACAAACAAACACGUCAUCUGCCCGUUGCGGAUAAUGUUACUAAAACGCACAGUAUACGGUGAAAUCUAAUCGAACGUGCAUACAAAAAUAAAACACGAAACG
This is a messenger RNA of Camponotus floridanus (Florida carpenter ant), 8163 nucleotides long. Its product is annotated as mucin-12-like. The record is from RefSeq and is a predicted model, not a curated record. NCBI's taxonomy places the organism in Eukaryota, Metazoa, Arthropoda, Insecta, Hymenoptera, Formicidae. Bases 1 to 7539 code for a protein of 2512 amino acids. The transcript has 3 exons.